UUUGUGCGAAAAGAAGAGUAAGAUGGCGUUUUGGAAACCAGGAACGGAGAAGCCAAGCUUCAUGGAGGAUGAAGAAGGAGGCAUAGUGCUCAUGUCCAACAAUCUCUCAUCCUCUUCUUCUUCUAGUUUUGGGUAUGCGAAUAUAGAGAAGCAGAGGCAGAGAUUGCCAGUGUACAAGUACAGGACUGAUAUUCUGUAUCUGGUGGAGAAUCACGCUACCACCAUCAUCGUUGGUGAGACUGGCAGUGGCAAAACUACUCAGAUUCCUCAGUAUCUUAAAGAAGCUGGAUGGGCUGAAGGAGGGCGAGUUAUUGCUUGCACACAGCCAAGACGUUUAGCUGUCCAGUCGGUUUCUGCGAGGGUGGCAGAAGAGAUGGGAGUGAAUCUUGGUGGUGAAGUUGGCUACACUAUUCGAUUUGAAGAUCAUACAACUUCAGGUGUGACUAGUGUGAAAUUUCUCACUGAUGGGGUACUAAUCCGAGAGAUGAUGGAGGAUCCUCUAUUGACAAAGUAUAGUGUUAUUAUGGUAGAUGAAGCUCAUGAAAGAUCUAUUUCAACUGACAUUUUACUUGGUCUCUUAAAGAAGAUACAACGUCGUCGUCCUGAGCUGCGCCUUAUUAUCUCGUCAGCCACAAUCGAAGCAAAACAAAUGUUCAAUUUCUUCAAUACCAGCAAAAAACGCCAGGCGCCAGAAGGUAGUAACCAUGGACCAAAGUUGGAACCUGCAAUCUUAUCUGUCGAGGGCAGAGGCUUCAGUGUUAAAAUUCACUAUGUUGAGGAGCCUGUUUCAGAUUAUAUCAGAUCGGUUGUUUCAACGAUUUUGUUGAUUAAUGAGCGGGAGCCACCUGGGGAUGUUCUUGUAUUUCUUACUGGUCAAGAUGAUAUUGAAACUGCUAUUAAACUGCUAGCAGAAGAAGCUCAUAGCAAUCAAAAGAAUUCCUCAGGACUGCUCCCUCUGCCACUAUAUUCAGGACUUUCACGAGCAGAACAGGAACUGAUCUUUACUCCAACUCCCAGAGGAAAGAGAAAAGUUAUACUCUCGACAAAUAUAGCAGAAACAUCAUUGACUCUGGAGGGGGUUGUCUAUGUGAUUGAUAGUGGUUUCUCAAAGCAGAAAUUCUAUAACCCGAUUUCAGACAUUGAAAGUCUUGUGGUGGCACCAAUAUCCAAAGCAUCUGCUAGACAAAGGUCUGGUAGGGCUGGGCGAGUUCGGCCUGGAAAGUGUUACAGGCUUUACACCGAAGAUUAUUUUCUCAAACAAAUGCCUGGAGAAGGCAUACCAGAGAUGCAGAGGUCGAAUCUUGUUUCAACUGUGAUACAGCUUAAAGCAUUGGGCAUAGAUAAUAUAUUGGGUUUCGACUGGCCUUCACCUCCAUCCCCACAAGCAAUGAUCCGGGCACUUGAAGUGCUUUAUUCACUUCAAAUCCUCGAUGAUGAUGCAAAACUCACUUCUCCAACAGGAUUCCAAGUAGCAGAACUUCCACUGGAUCCAAUGAUAUCGAAGAUGAUCUUAGCUUCAAGUGAGCUUGGUUGUUCAGAUGAGAUCAUUACAAUCGCUGCAGUUCUCUCUAUCCAAUCCGUUUGGGUCAUUGCAAGGGGAGUACAAAAAGAACAAGAUGAAGCAAAACUCAGAUUUGCAGCUGCGGAGGGUGACCAUGUCACAUUCCUCAACGUAUACAAAGGGUUUCUUGAGUCGAAAAAAUCUUCACAGUGGUGCUACAAGAAUUUCCUCAACUAUCAAUCCAUGAAAAAGGUGGUUGAAAUCAGAGAUCAACUCAAACGGAUUGCUCGGAGAUUAGGCAUCACCCUGAAAUCAUGUGACGGAGACAUGGAUGCUGUGAGAAAAGCAGUGACAGCAGGUUUUUUCGCCAAUGCAUGCCGUUUAGAACCACACAGCAAUGGGGUAUUCAAGACCAUUAGAGGCUCUGAAGAAGUUUAUAUUCACCCAUCAUCCGUAUUGUUCAGGGUGAAUCCGAAAUGGGUGGUUUACCAAUCCAUUGUCUCAACAGAGCGUCAAUACAUGCGGAAUGUCGUCACCAUCAAUCCUUCUUGGCUGACAGAAGUUGCUCCACACUUUUACCAGAACCGGCAAAACAAUAUGUCCCUGUAAUCACCAAGCUAGGAGUCGCUCUUCAAGACAGGUCCUGACAACUUAUGUUUCAUGAGCUAGUACAAUGAAAGAAUGUCUUGAAAACGCAAAGAAACAGAGUUUAUUCGUGCACAAAAAAGGAGUUCAUUCAAUGAAGAAUAGCAUGUAUUGUUUGUUUGUUUGAACAACUAUAUUCAAUCAACUUUUGAUCAAAAAAAUAUUCAAUCAACUUAGUUCAGAAAACAUAGACUGUUUGUUUGAACGACUAUAAAUCCAAUCAACUCAAUGAAGAAAGCAUAUAAUUAACUUUGCCUGUUUAUAGUUUCUGGUUCUUCUCACAGUUUACAAAAGUUAAGAAAAUGAUAAUAUAACAGAAUCUGAUCUCCUUAUUCAACUGAAAACCUCAGCGAACUUCUCAGAAACCAAAACUCCUGAAUCAAUAGACUCCAAUGGAUCCUUCCUGAGACGGUGCCUCAAGCAGUUAGGGAUAACGGUUGCAACAUCAUCUGCAGUCACUCUAUCUUUUCCUUUGAGAGCAGCAAGAGCCUUUGCUGCUCUGUUAGUCACAAUGUCUCCUCUCAACCCAUCAACAUUGAGCUCCGAACACACCUGAGAGAUCUUCACCUUCAACUCCCUAUCAAUCUGAACAGAUGCAAGAUUGCUUCUCGCAUUUGAAAUCUGGUCUUGA
Messenger RNA from Eruca vesicaria subsp. sativa (arugula), 2777 nucleotides. Lineage: Eukaryota; Viridiplantae; Streptophyta; Magnoliopsida; Brassicales; Brassicaceae. The record is from the annotation of a GenBank genome assembly.